Episyrphus balteatus (marmalade hoverfly) is the source of this 2193-nucleotide messenger RNA. It is a transcript of the gene Dek, whose product is annotated as protein DEK. Gene Ontology annotation, biological process: regulation of double-strand break repair; chromatin organization. NCBI's taxonomy places the organism in Eukaryota, Metazoa, Arthropoda, Insecta, Diptera, Syrphidae. The transcript is spliced from 12 exons. The record is from RefSeq and is a predicted model, not a curated record. Gene Ontology annotation, molecular function: histone binding; DNA binding. The coding region runs from base 91 to 1995 and encodes 634 amino acids. Gene Ontology annotation, cellular component: nucleus.
AAUUUCAUUUUGCGUGUCAAUUUUGGUCGCCAUUACUGUUUUACUAGAAAUUUCCCUGAUACACUGGACAAAUACAAGUUUUCCAUAACCAUGUCGGCUGACGGUGAAAAAGAUAAAUCCAUUGAAAAUAUGGAAAAAGAGAAAGCAGCAGGAGGAGAGGAUACAGCAACGGAUUCUGCAGAAGCAUCAGCGGCCACCACAGCAACAGCCAAACCUGACGCCGAUGACAAGUCCGAAAUUGAGAAAAAGUCGACUGCAAGUGAUUCCGCGGAAGAUAAAAAACUCGAUGGCGAAGAAUCAGCUGAUGAGGAAAAGGCUGAUGGUGCAAAGAAAGAAGCUGCCACUAACGACAAGGAGAAGAAAGACCCAGAAGACGAUGCCGAUGAGGAUGAAGAAGCUGACGAUGCUGUAGACGGUAAAGCCAAGAAAGAAGAUGCACAAAAAGAUAAGAGUGAUGCAGAAGCUGAGGAAGAUGAAAAUGACGAUGAGGACAUGAAUGAUGAUGAAGAUAAAAAGGAAGACAAAAAGGACGCUAAAAAAGAAGUAGUCAAAAAAGAAGCAAAGAAAGAUGCUAAAAAGGCAGAUGCAAAAGAAGAAAACGGAACUGAUGCAGCUUCCGAUGAUAAAAAGAAAUCAAAGGACGAUAAGAAAGAUGACGAAGACAAAGAAGAUAAUGAAAAUGACGAGAAUUUGGUUUCAUUGGCUGAUUUUCCUAGAAUCUUUGACAACAUCAACAAAACUAGAGUUGAUGGUCUUCAAACAUUGCAUAUGAUUUGUUUUGGCAAACAAGGAAAAAACAAUGUUGUCAAGAAAAACAUUCGAUCGUUUGCUGGUUUUGAAUUCGAAACGGAUACUAGUGAAUAUAAAAAGAAAUUUGAAACGAUUAAGAAAGUCGAUACAAAGACUCUUAAGAGUAUUUGUGACAUUUUGUCGUUGGAUCGUAAAGGAACUAAGGAUGAAAUCGCAGAAAGGGUCUUGAAAUUCCUAUUGGAACCAAAUGCCGAUUUGAUUGUUGAACCAGUUGAAGAUGAGGAGGAGGAAGAAGAGGAAGAGGAGGAGGAAGAAGUUGCCGAAGAAGAGGAGGAAGAAGUUAGCGAGGAAGAAGAUAAGCGCAAACGUAAACGACCAAACCAACGAGGUGCUAAAAAUUCCACUGGACGUCCAAGACGUGCUACCGCUGGCAAAAAAACCUCGGCGUAUGUAGACUUUUCCAGCUCCGAGGAGAGUGUUAAGAAAGCCCCUGUCUCAAAACGUCGACGAAGGAAUGAUGAUUCCGAAUCUGGUUCGGAUUAUAACCCAUCUGGAGCUAAUUCAGAAUCCGAAGGUGGUCGUAAACGCCAAGCAGCUCGUCAAAGCGGACGAGGACGACCAGCUGCAACAAGAAAGGGUCGAAGAAGAGGUUCAGAUUCGGAAGAAGAAUCCGAACUUUCUGAUGCAGAUAGUGAUGCGGCACCUAAAAAGAAACGUUCUGCACCAACUCCUAAAGCUGGUCGUGGCAGACCACCAGCAAGAGGAGGUAAACGUGGUUCCACAAAGAAGCGUAAUGAUUCCGAAAGUGAAGAAGAACCAUCAGAUGAAGAAAUGUCUGAUGCCGCUAGUGAUAAAAGUGAGGAUGAUUCAAAGAAAAAGAAGCAGGUAAAAAAACCAUCAACACCUGUGGCAACACCGAAAAAUAGCAAAACUAAUAAUAAAUCAAAGACGCCCUCAAAACCUUCCUUGGCUGCAGCUAAGCCGAAGAAAUCGAAGAAAACUUCAUCUGGAGAAGAUGAAAAAGAUGAAUCCGAAGAUGAGCCGCUUACAAAGAAAGGAAAAUCAGCUUUCCCAACGGAUGAUCAAAUUAAAAACUAUGUGAAAGAAAUUUUAGACAAAGCCAAUUUGGAGGAAAUCACAAUGAAAACAGUAUGCAAACAAGUUUAUGCUAAGUACCCAGAUUUCGAUUUAACAGAAAAGAAAGAUUUCAUCAAGUCCACUGUCAAAGCGCUGAUUGCGGCAUAAAAUCAAACGUAAAGUGUUUUAUUAAAAAAAAAACUUCCUUUUUCUAUGUUUUAAUAUAUAAAAAAAAAACUGUUUCUUUGAACUGUACACACACACAUUAUUCAAAAAGCGACACACCAACAUUAUAUUUAAAAAAAAAUAAUCUCGUUUCGAAAAACACAAAAAAAAAAAAAAACAAAAAAACCUAUUAUUUUUCUC